This is a messenger RNA of Epithele typhae, 1278 nucleotides long. RefSeq names its product DnaJ-domain-containing protein. Gene Ontology annotation, biological process: cellular response to misfolded protein. The record is from RefSeq and is a predicted model, not a curated record. NCBI's taxonomy places the organism in Eukaryota, Fungi, Basidiomycota, Agaricomycetes, Polyporales, Epitheliaceae. Gene Ontology annotation, cellular component: endoplasmic reticulum membrane. The transcript is spliced from 5 exons. Gene Ontology annotation, molecular function: Hsp70 protein binding. Bases 1 to 1278 code for a protein of 425 amino acids.
AUGGAGAGCAACAAAGACGAGGCCCUCAAGUGCCUCGCGAUCGCGCAGAAGCACCGCGACGCAGGCAACUUCCCCUCCGCGAAGCGGUUCUGCCAAAAGUCCAUCAACCUCUUCUCCACCGCCGAGGCCCUCAAGCUCCUCGAUGUAAUCGACUCCGAGGCCGCCGCCUCCGAUGCGGACGCGGGGAGCGCUGCGGGGUCGUCAGCAGGGACAAGCGCUGGUACGACGUCCAGCGGGGCAGAGACGCACCCGUCCGCCGCCGGGGCACGGCACAGGACGGCGGGGAAGGAGAAGGAGAAGGAGGCGGAGAGCGCGACCCCGAAGAAGAGCUACACGAAGGAGAACAUGGCGGUUGUGGAGCGCGUGCGCAAGUGCAAGGUCACGGAGUACUACGAGAUCUUGUCACUCAAGAAGGACUGCGAGGAGGUAGAGGUGAAAAAGGCGUACCGCAAGCUGGCCCUUGCUCUGCAUCCAGACAAGAACGGUGCGCCGGGCGCCGAUGAGGCGUUCAAGAUGGUCUCGAAGGCUUUCACGGUCUUGUCAGACCCGCAGAAACGAGCCGCAUACGAUUCUCAUGGCUCUGAUCCUGAGUCGCGAUUCAGCGGUAUGUCGUCAUCGUCGGGCCGAGCACCACCAGGAUUCGCGCGAGGCGAAGGAUUCGAGGGCGAGAUAAACCCCGAAGAGCUGUUUAACAUGUUCUUCGGCGGUGGUAUGAAUGGUGGAGGGUUUGGUGGCCCAGGCGUCUUCUCAGCCAGCUUCGGGCCCGGGGGCUUCCGCACAACGCGCAUGCGGACGAACAUGCGACCCGAACAACAGCAGCAAGCAGCUGAACCACGGUCCAUGUGGAUACAGCUUCUUCCCCUGUUCAUCCUCUUCGCGUUCUCUUUGCUACCGUCACUGUUCACCUCAUCGCCGGCCCCUGAUCUACGAUUCUCCUUCUCCCCUUCGUCACGCUAUAACCUCGAGAGGACCACGAAUGGACUCAACGUAAAAUACCACGUCAACUCGGUCGAGUUCUCCGGACACCCGAUUGCAGCGGAGCUAGCACGCAACGACAAUAGCCAACCUCAUCUUCGCAGGUUUGAAUCGAACGUCGAACGAGCGUACACUCAAGAUCUCUACGCACAAUGUCAACGCGGCCUGGACCGCAAGCAACGUCGCGAAGACCAAGAAGUGGGUAUUUUCGGUAUCGGAACUGACUGGAAGAAGGUGGAGCAGAUUAAAGCGGAACCCAUAGAGAGCUGUGAUAAGUUGCGGCAGAUGGGAUUGUUGCGCUAG